Molecule: messenger RNA, 2070 nt
Organism: Knipowitschia caucasica
Lineage: Eukaryota; Metazoa; Chordata; Actinopteri; Gobiiformes; Gobiidae
Source: the annotation of a GenBank genome assembly
AUGAUUUUUGAUCAAUUACACAUUGUCAAAAAUCUGCCAAAGGACGACUACAGUGCCAAUACGAAAACAAGAUUGUGUUUGCUGCCAAUCCUUCAAGGAGACACAUCAACAGGCGAGGUCAUAGCAGUAGUGGGAAGUUGUGAUGCUUUGGGAGGCUGGAGCCAUCAAAAAGCAAUCACUCUGCACCCUUCGGAAGGCGAUACCGGCACGUGGACCGCCACCGUUCAUGUGCCGAAGGGAGCCGUUCUCAACUAUAGAUAUUUCAAAGCCUUCUUCUUGGAGUCUAAGAGUGCAGGCGGGCCCUGUCAAGUGAUAGUCAAUGUGUGGGAGACGCAUCUCCACCCACGCAUCAUGGCCCCCACAGCUGCCCACCAGAAUAUUGAUGACGGCCAUUUCGGAAUCCACAAUGGUGUGAGAUGCGUUGACUCCGGGUGGCUCACGUGCCAGACUGAAAUUCGCCUCCGUCUGCACUAUUCGAAGACUCUUCCGGUUUCCAUCACCAAGAAGAAAUUCAAGAAGUCUCGUUUCAGGAUCAAACUGACAUUGGAGGGUGUUGAGGAGGAGGAGGAGGAUGAGGAAGAGGGGCAUAAAAUGGCCACCACGUUGGGCAUCAGCAUGAUCAGCGCCGGAGAAUACAAGUCACGUCACUCCCAGCCCGAAUGCGGCUACGCGCUGGAGCCGGGGCGCUGGACAGAGUACAGCCUCCACACCAUGGACCCUGACAACCUGGAGCUCACACUGGAAUUCUUCGAGGAGGACCUAGGCGAGCAUGUGGUGCAGGGGGACGCCCAGCCGGGGUACGUGGGGACCGCCUGCCUCCUCUCUUCCUCCUUCCUGGAAAGCGGCAAGGACAUUGGAGUGAUGACCCUGCCCAUCAUGGGGCGCAACUCCAGACAGACCAUUGGGAAAGUGAAAGUGGAUUAUUUGGUCAUCCGUCCGAUUCGCGGUCAGCAGUGCGACAUGAGCUCAUCGUUUGCAAAAUACUGGAAGAAGAGAAGCACCUUGGACGUGGGACACAGAGGAGCUGGCAGCACACAUUCAGACAAGCAUCACCGCAUCAGGGAGAACACGAUAGCUUCUUUCGCAAGUGCAGCCAAGAACGGCGCAGCGUAUGUCGAGUUUGACGUUCAUCUUUCAAAAGAUGCUGUUCCAAUUGUGUUCCACGAUCUGACCUGCUGCAUCGCAACUAAGAAGAAGAAAAAUGACAAAACCCUGGAGCUUGUCGAGGUUCCUGUAAAAGACUUGACAUUUGACCAACUUCAGCUCCUAAAGCUGGAUCAUGUUGCUGCCAUGAACGGAACAGACCACCGAGAAAUGGAGGAUGAGGACGAAAUAGACGAACACCAGCCCUUCCCUUCACUGUCCCAGAUCUUUCAAGCCGUGCCUGAGAAUGUAGGAUUCAACAUUGAACUCAAAUGGAUCUGCCAAAUGAAGGAUGGUGCGUGGGACGGAAACCUGUCGUCCUACUUCAACAUGAACACCUUCCUGGACAUUAUUCUGUCCUGUGUGCUGCAGGGAGGUGGGAACAGGCGCAUCGUCUUCUCCUCCUUUGACCCGGAUAUCUGCACCAUGGUCCGUAACAAACAAAACAAAUACCCCAUCCUGUUCCUGACGCAGGGCGUGUGUGCGCGAUACCCGGAGCUCAUGGACCUCCGCUGUCGGACCACACAGAUCGCCAUCAGCUUUGCCCAGAGCGAGAACAUUCUGGGGAUCAGCGCGCACACAGAGGAGCUGCUGAACAACCUGAACCUCAUCGAGGAGGCGCAGUCUAAAGGUCUGGUGGUGUUCAGCUGGGGAGAAGACAACAACCACCACGAAACCAGGAGAACGCUGAGAGAGAAGUGCAUCGACGGCCUCAUAUACGACCGAGUUGGCGAAGACCAACUAGAGCAACCAGACAUCUUUCAGGUGGAGGCGCAGCACUCUUUUGGGGAGGUGAUCACGGAGGAGACCAUGAAGAGCUCCAGCUGCUCCUGCUACUCCAUCCCCUGCUCCUCCAGGAACCUGUGCCCCAGCUCCAAGGUUCGAGCCGGGAGCGCUGAGUCCGACUCCGGCCUCAGCUCCUCCUGA